UAACACACAGCAUCUCAUCAUCUACACACAAAAAGCAAGAAAAAUAACAGCAGCACAGUCAUUCCCUUCUCUUCCUCUUCCUUUUUAGCUCAACCUUAACUUCUUUAGAUUUGGAUAGUUUGAGGUGGAGGAGGAUUGCAACGGUACACUCAACAAAGCACCACUCUGCUGUCCAAGCUAACAGGGUCAGCAAAUCCGAAUAGCUUUCCUGAGUUGUCCCUUUUGCUUCAAUGGCCUCCGGUGACACCGAGAAAUGGAGGAGCACUGCUCUUCUGGUUAUAGAUAUGCAGAAUGAUUUCAUAUUACCAAGUAGCCCUAUUCACCUUAGGGGUGGCCAAGCUAUCGUCCCCAACGUUAUUAAGGCCGUUGAGGUUGCAAGAAAGCGUGGCAUCCCCGUUAUUUGGGUCGUCCGUGAGCAUGAUCCAUCAGGAAGAGAUGCUGAGCUGCUUCGAAGGCAUAUGUAUUCCCCUGGGAAGCCAAAACCGGCUUCUAAGGGGAGUGUGGGUGCUGAACUAGUUGAUGGGCUUGUUAUCAAGGAAGGGGAUUACAAAUUGGUGAAGACACGUUUCAGUGCCUUCUUUAACACAAACCUGCAUUCAUAUCUUCAAAGCAAUGGGAUUACCAGCUUAGUCAUCACCGGUGUCCAAACGCCAAAUUGCAUUAGGCAGACAGUUUUUGAUGCAGUUGCAUGGAACUAUCAUCCCGUGACUAUUAUUGUUGAUGCAACGGCUGCUGCAACACCAGAAAUCCACACUUCAAACAUAUUUGACAUGAAAAAUAUUGGAGUGAUGACGCCCACGCUUGAGCAAUGGUGCGAAUCCGGACACUAAGAAGUGUUUCUGCUGGAAGUGUGGAAGUGUCUGUCAUGUGUUAGUACUCUGUGUUUUGUAAAAGAGAAAUAAAAUGUUUUGAAGUAUGUUGUGGCAAACAGUACUUUUGUUAUUUGUAAUGUACCAAAUAAACAUGUAUGGUUGUAAGAAUAUUAACCGAAAACCAGAACCUAGUUGCUAUUGAAUUAGCCGCUUACUGGCUGUUAAAAAAAAGUAGCUAUUUUUAA
Messenger RNA from Ipomoea triloba (trilobed morning glory), 1057 nucleotides. Its product is annotated as probable inactive nicotinamidase At3g16190. Lineage: Eukaryota; Viridiplantae; Streptophyta; Magnoliopsida; Solanales; Convolvulaceae. The transcript is spliced from 6 exons. The coding region runs from base 231 to 830 and encodes 199 amino acids. The record is from RefSeq and is a predicted model, not a curated record.